Molecule: messenger RNA, 1899 nt
Organism: Cynoglossus semilaevis (tongue sole)
Lineage: Eukaryota; Metazoa; Chordata; Actinopteri; Pleuronectiformes; Cynoglossidae
Gene: tbl1xr1a
Product: TBL1X/Y related 1a
Exons: 13
Coding region: 73-1698 (541 amino acids)
Biological process (GO): regulation of transcription by RNA polymerase II
Cellular component (GO): histone deacetylase complex
Molecular function (GO): transcription corepressor activity; protein binding
Source: RefSeq, a predicted model, not a curated record
UUUUUUUUUGCUCCCCUCUGUUUUGCAGGCUAGGUGUGUGUCUGCUGACCUCAUGGUGUAACAGGACUAAAGAUGAGCAUUAGCAGUGAUGAGGUCAACUUCCUGGUCUACAGAUACCUACAAGAGUCAGGGUUUUCCCACUCAGCAUUCACUUUUGGUAUAGAGAGUCACAUUAGCCAAUCCAACAUUAAUGGUGCUCUGGUUCCCCCUGCUGCCCUGAUCAGCAUCAUCCAGAAGGGACUGCAGUAUGUUGAGGCAGAAGUCAGCAUCAAUGAGGACGGGACGUUAUUCGAUGGGCGACCCAUUGAGUCCCUGUCCUUGAUUGAUGCGGUCAUGCCAGAUGUAGUUCAAACAAGGCAGCAGGCUUACCGGGAUAAAAUGGCCCAGCAGCAAGCUGCCGCUUCAGCACCAGCCUCGGCCACCGGAGGCUGCAUUGCUGGCAAUGCUAAGAAUGGGGAGAAUACUGCCAACGGGGAGGAGAACGGAGCCCAUGCCUUAGCAAAUAACCACGCAGACCUGAUGGAGGUGGACGGAGAUGUGGAGAUCCCCCAGAACAAGGCCAUGGUCCUGCGAGGCCAUGAGUCAGAGGUCUUCAUCUGUGCCUGGAACCCAGUCAGCGACCUUCUGGCAUCAGGAUCUGGCGAUUCAACAGCUCGCAUAUGGAACCUGAGUGAAAACAGCACAAGCAGCUCCACGCAGCUUGUUCUGAGGCAUUGCAUACGAGAGGGAGGACAGGAUGUCCCCAGUAACAAAGAUGUCACCUCGCUCGACUGGAAUAGUGAAGGCACAUUGCUGGCAACAGGCUCCUAUGAUGGAUUUGCCAGAAUAUGGACAAAAGAUGGAAACCUGGCCAGUACACUAGGCCAACAUAAAGGUCCCAUCUUUGCCCUGAAGUGGAAUAAAAAGGGCAACUUCAUUCUCAGUGCAGGAGUAGAUAAGACAACAAUCAUUUGGGACGCCCACACGGGGGAAGCCAAACAACAGUUCCCCUUCCAUUCAGCUCCGGCUCUAGAUGUGGAUUGGCAAAGCAACAACACCUUUGCUUCCUGCAGUACAGACAUGUGUAUCCACGUUUGUAAGCUUGGUCAAGAUAGACCCAUUAAGACAUUCCAGGGACACACGAACGAAGUAAAUGCAAUCAAGUGGGAUCCCACAGGGAACCUGCUAGCCUCCUGCUCGGACGACAUGACGUUAAAGAUCUGGAGUAUGAAGCAGGACUCCUGUGUCCACGAUCUUCAGGCCCACAGUAAAGAAAUCUACACCAUUAAAUGGAGUCCUACAGGGCCAGGAACCAACAACCCCAGUGCUAACCUCAUGCUAGCCAGUGCUUCGUUUGACUCCACAGUCCGCCUCUGGGACGUAGAGCGGGGCAUCUGUAUUCACACGCUGACUAAACACCAGGAGCCUGUCUACAGCGUGGCCUUCAGCCCCGACGGUCGGCAUCUGGCCAGUGGCUCGUUCGACAAAUGUGUGCACAUUUGGAACACGCAGACAGGUGCGUUAGUCCACAGCUACAGAGGGACAGGGGGAAUCUUCGAGGUUUGCUGGAACGCAGCGGGAGACAAAGUUGGAGCCAGCGCGUCAGAUGGAUCUGUAAGUCUCACUACACAAUCUUUGUAUAUGUAUGCGUACGGCCGAAACAGGAAGUCUCGUCGGAUAUCCGAAAUGUUCGUUUUCACUAGGCAAAAACGGAGUUAGAGAUAUCUGUAAUGCAUAUCCGGCGUUGCGUUAAAAUGUUAAAACUUAUGUCUUCGGUCUGGACAUAUUUCAUUAUAUCUGAGAAAGACCCAAGAGGGGGGCGAAAAGCACACUCGUAGAGUUUGUCAGGACUGCGCUCGUCGCUACUGUGCUUUGCGUUGUAAAGAUCAAUACUUGGAUGCGGGAAUAAAGCAGCGCACG